AUGUCUUAUUCUUUUACAAUCAUUGUCAGUUUAUUAUUAUUAGCAACGAUUAGUCAAAUCGAUUGUCUUCAAUGUUAUAAAUGUAGUUGUUCCAUUAUACCAGGUGAAACAACAUGUACAAAUGACAAUGAACUACAAUGCGUUAUAGAAUAUGUUGAAGAUAGUUAUUGUUUUAUUUCACGUCUAUUAAAUCAUAUAAAAUUUGAUCAUAGUCCUAAUUCGGAUUUGAUGUUUUUAGAAUCUCUACAUUACAUACAAGAUGAAGAAGAAAUUAUCUUUGUGGAAAGUAACUCAACAUGGCAAGUGUCUACUAUUGUAGAAUUUAAGUAUGGUUGUGAUUGGAAUUUAUGCAAUACACCACGUAUUCUUAGUUUUCUUCCAAAAAGUCUUACAUAUGAUAUUGAUUCAAGUCUUUUAACAAAUACAUUAAUUGCUAAACCUAAUGAAUUAUUUACAACAUGUUUAAAAUGUACAACAUGUGCAAAUUCAACCAAUGAAGUAACUUGUCCAAUAUUAACAUGUAAUGGUACAUGUUUUAUUAAUGGUUAUGUUGAUGAUCCAGUAUUAAAUUCUGCAUUAUGUUUAUUUCCAUUUGAAAGUGUAUGUAGAGAAGAAAAACUUGAUACAUCCGUUCGUAUAACAGGAGUAUAUUAUAUUGAUGAUGAUAUAUUUGACAUAUAUGAUAUAGAUAUUUGGUGUAAAAAAACAAAUUGUAAUAAUCCAACAAAUGCACAAAUUAUACAACAAAAUAUUUCUUAUUCAAUACAAAUAAAUGAUCAAAUUUAUUUUCGUCCAGAUCUUGGUAGUACAACACCAUCAACACCAAAUAAUGAUCAACUUGCUUGUUAUAAAUGUCAUUGUGAACAUGAAAUAGGUGAUAAUAAUUGUAAAGUAUUACAAUGUACAAUUGAAUAUAAAAAUGGAAGUUUUUGUGAAAUAGUACGUGAUUUUCAAAGUUUUCCCAAUAUGGAAUUUAUUAGUCUUGGUCAUGUGCAAAGACAAUAUGUACCUUAUAGACAUUAUAUUCAUGCAGUAGAAGAAAUAAUACUUUAUAGAAAUUUAUCAUGGCAUCCACCAUCAGUUAGUAUGAUUACAUAUGUAUGUGAUUGGCAAUUAUGUAAUGAUGGACGUAUUGUUGAAAAAUUAACAACAAGUUUUCAAUUUAAUGCUGAACCAUCGUCUAUAGCUGAAUAUCUUCAAAGUUCUGAACCACUUAGUAGUUGUCGUCAAUGUACACUUUGUACGAAUUCAAGUCUUGAUUUUGAUCAAUGUGAAUCUGUAUUAUGUUCACCUAAUGGACGCUGUUUUAUUAGUCAAUUUAUUGAUAAUCCUGAGUAUAAUGAUUGUGAAUAUGCAUUUCAAUCUGAAUGUGAAGAUGUUGCAUCAGAAUCAAGUAUUAUAAUUACAGCUACUUAUAGUAUUGAUGAUGAUAUAUUAAAUAUUGACGAAUUAGAUAUUUAUUGUUCUAAAAAUGAUUGUAAUAAACCUGAAACAGUAUAUGAUUUAAUUGAUCUUUUACAAGAAAAUAUUCAACUUGAUUCAUUAUUUUUUAUUCGACCAGUCGUGAAUACUACAUUAUCACCUAUUAUUACAGAACCAAUGUCAAGCCCCGUCACAUCCACAUCUAGCUCUGCUACAACAUCGGAAACUACUACAGGCUCAUCCAUUUCCACCAUGACAACAUCAAAUUUUGCAACUAUUUACUUAUUUCUUAUUAGUAGUCUUUUUAUUAUCUUUCAUUAG
Molecule: messenger RNA, 1743 nt
Organism: Rotaria sp. Silwood2
Lineage: Eukaryota; Metazoa; Rotifera; Eurotatoria; Philodinida; Philodinidae
Source: the annotation of a GenBank genome assembly